Scedosporium apiospermum is the source of this 1167-nucleotide messenger RNA. RefSeq lists its product as uncharacterized. The record is from RefSeq and is a predicted model, not a curated record. Lineage: Eukaryota; Fungi; Ascomycota; Sordariomycetes; Microascales; Microascaceae. The transcript is spliced from 4 exons. The coding region runs from base 1 to 1167 and encodes 388 amino acids.
AUGGCCAGCGAUGGGCAGGCUUUCCUCCGCGAAGUCUGGGCCCUCCAGGCGACCGCAUACGUAAUUGUCAGCUUGCGGUACUAUCAAAGAAUCUCGACUCUCGGAUGGCACAAGCUCGCCUGGGACGAUGCCUUUAUGGUUCUGGCAACUCUUGUCUACACUGCCGAAUCCGUCGCCGCACACUUCGUGAUCGCCUACUGGAAGGGCUUCGCGAACAAUGCAAUGACAGAGGAGCAGCGGGCCGCCCUCGACCCGAAUUCCGAGGAGUGGAGGCUUAGAGUCAAUGGCUCCAAGACGCAUGUCAUUGGCCUGCUCCUGUACACCACUCUCCUCUGGAUACUGAAAGCUUGCUGGCUUGUUUACUACUUUCGCUUGACCGAGGGAAUUCGCAAGAUGCGCAAACUUGUCCGCUACGGCGUGAUUAUUAUGCCCUUGACAUACAUUUCCUGCCUUCUCGUCGCCUUCUUGAAGUGUAUUCCAUUCGACCAUCAGUGGCAAAUCUACCCCAUCCCGCCAAAUCGCUGCAUGCCAGCCAUCUCCUUCAUCCAGACCAUCUACGUCAUGGUCAUGAAUACUGUCACGGACUUUUAUCUUAUGGCUAUUCCCAUUCCAAUCGUGUGGGGAUCUCAAUUGCCAUGGAAGAAGAAGGUCAGGCUGGUCAUUAUGUUCAGCGGUGCUUUUCUGGAAAUGACAUUCGGCAUUCUCCGAUGCGUGUCAAUCUUGACGGUCGGCGACAAGGAUCCGGCACAGUCCGGGUAUUGGUCUGUCCGUGAAUCAUUCGUCUCCUUCACCCUAACAAACCUGCCGAUGAUCUACCCCAUCAUCAAGAAGUAUAUUGAUAAGGGCACGACCAAGGGCUCAUCAAACAUGAACAGUCACCCACUCGGCCAGUAUCCCCGCAGCGCGAUGAUCUCCAGUGGACCGCGCUCGAGGCCCAACGACACGGCGUGGGACUCUGAGGAGCAUAUUGUCGUCAGCUCGGACCAGAAGAUGGCCUCGAGUGAGGACGGGUCCGCCAAAGGCGUGGAAAUAUCCUCAGACCGCAGGACGUCCGGAGCGCGGCAAGGGGGCCAGUCCGGAAGGCACAUCGUUGUUACUACCGAGGUCACUGUUCAGGAGUCAGCAGCGAAGCAUGACGAUCGUAUGCGUAAUAUCGAUCACUUCUAG